Messenger RNA from Carlito syrichta (Philippine tarsier), 668 nucleotides. RefSeq names its product angiotensin-converting enzyme-like. The transcript is spliced from 4 exons. Gene Ontology annotation, biological process: proteolysis. Gene Ontology annotation, cellular component: plasma membrane. Gene Ontology annotation, molecular function: metallopeptidase activity; peptidyl-dipeptidase activity. The record is from RefSeq and is a predicted model, not a curated record. Lineage: Eukaryota; Metazoa; Chordata; Mammalia; Primates; Tarsiidae. The annotation marks the transcript as partial.
UUGCGCCCCCAGGUUGGGCACAACUCCCUCUGCUUGCAGGGCUGGACACCCCAGAGGAUGUUCAAGGAAGCUGAUGAUUUCUUCACCUCCUUGGGGUUGCUUCCUGUGCCACCCGAGUUCUGGAACAAGUCGAUGCUGGAGAAGCCCACUGAUGGGCGCCAGGUGGUGUGCCACGCAUCAGCCUGGGACUUCUACAACGGCAAGGACUUCCGGAUCAAGCAGUGCACCACUGUGAACAUGGAGGACCUGGUGGUGGUCCACCACGAGAUGGGCCACGUCCAGUACUUCAUGCAGUACAAGGACUUGCCCGUGGCCCUGCGGGAGGGCGCCAACCCUGGCUUCCACGAGGCCAUCGGGGACGUGCUGGCCCUGUCCGUGUCCACCCCCAAGCACCUGCACAGCCUCAACCUGCUGAGCAGCGAGGGCGGCAGCUAUGUCUCCGGUAGGCUGAAGUAUCAGGGUCUCUGCCCCCCGGUGCCCAGGACUCAAGGGGACUUUGACCCGGGGGCCAAGUUCCACAUUCCUGCAGGCGUGCCCUACAUCAGGUACUUCGUCAGUUUCAUCAUCCAGUUCCAGUUCCACGAGGCGCUGUGCAAGGCGGCGGGCCACACGGGGCCCCUGCACACCUGCAACAUCUACAAGUCCCAGGAGGCAGGACGGCGCCUGGC